GGAUGGCCUCUGGAAUAAAAAUACAUGAAGAGAAUUGAGGCAAAGGAGAAGAUUGCCCGCUCCGAAAAGCGAAAAUACGGCGUUUUCACCGCGCGUAAAACCACCGUUUUGAUCGCGAUGGACGGGGACGCUUCUUAGCACCGCGCCUGGCUUCGUUUUCGCUGUGUUAUGAGUGGAUUUCUUGCAGUUUGGAGCAGACAGAGGCAGAUAACUGUACUGUAUCCCAGGCUAGCGGAUUGGAGUGAUAUCCGCCAUAUUCUGAGUUACCACGCCCGGGAGUCGAGCCAGUGGAAAACACGGACAGCUUUCCCCCAUGCACGUUUCUCUCGCCUUUUUCGCCUCCACUGGACACUAGCCCGAGCGUAUGGGAUAUUUUAGCGGAUAAACAUUGUCGGUACCGCGAGAGGGGAAGCCGGGGCACGGAUGGCAGCGCGUAACGAGGUCCCCCACGGCGGCAGCAGCAGCAGCAGCAGCGGUAUCGGCGGCGGAGGCACGGCGGCACCGGGGAUGGGUCUGGAAAGAAUCUGUUGAUCAUUUCGAGUUGGGGGAAAACACAUCACGCCAAUUACGCGUAACAACUUUUAGCUCCACGCGCUUUUGGACGAGUAUUUGGGAGGUGUCCGAGGCCUGGGAGACUGGGGGGAGGGGGGAAUCUAUCAUAAAUAUAUCUGUUUUUCGCUGGACACAUGAUAAGGGCGUUAUUUUGUUGCAUAUAGACUCGAAUGUGCGCGCCGCUUCGCCCAUAACCAACAGGCCACGGUGGGUUCGCUGUGAAAAACUAGAUGAAUCGCAGCUAAAUAAAAAAAAAAGGGGCGUUGGAUCGGACGAGCAGCCCUUACACGCGCGUGUGUUUGGUUUUAAAAGAGACACAGAAAGACAAUAACAUGACCCUGGAGUCCAUUAUGGCUUGUUGCCUCAGUGAAGAGGCCAAGGAAGCGCGGAGGAUCAACGACGAGAUCGAGAGGCAGCUGCGCCGAGACAAGAGAGACGCACGCCGCGAACUCAAACUGUUGCUUCUGGGCACCGGGGAGAGCGGGAAGAGCACCUUCAUCAAACAGAUGCGCAUCAUCCACGGAACGGGCUACUCAGACGAAGACAAACGAGGCUUCACCAAACUCGUCUAUCAGAACAUCUUCACCGCCAUGCAGGCCAUGAUCAGGGCCAUGGAGACGCUCAAGAUCCCCUACAAAUAUGAGCACAACAAGGCCAAUGCAAACAUCGUGCGGGACGUGGAUGUGGAGAAGGUGUCCAUGUUUGAGAAUCCGUACGUCGACGCCAUCAAGAGUCUAUGGAACGACCCGGGGAUCCAGGAGUGCUACGACCGCCGGAGGGAGUACCAGCUCUCAGACUCCACGAAAUAUUACCUGAACGCUCUGGACCGGAUCGCGGAGCCGGCCUAUCUGCCCACACAGCAGGACGUCCUCAGGGUCCGAGUGCCCACCACGGGCAUCAUCGAGUAUCCCUUCGACCUGCAGAGCGUCAUAUUCAGGAUGGUGGACGUGGGGGGUCAGAGGUCAGAGAGGAGGAAGUGGAUCCACUGCUUUGAGAACGUGACCUCCAUCAUGUUUUUAGUGGCUCUGAGCGAGUACGACCAGGUGCUGGUGGAGUCCGACAAUGAGAAUCGCAUGGAGGAGAGUAAAGCCCUCUUCAGGACCAUUAUCACGUACCCCUGGUUCCAGAACUCCUCCGUGAUCCUGUUCCUGAACAAGAAGGACCUGCUGGAGGAGAAGAUCAUGUACUCACACCUGGUCGACUACUUCCCCGAGUACGACGGCCCUCAGCGAGACGCCCAGGCUGCGCGGGAGUUCAUCCUGAAGAUGUUUGUGGACCUAAACCCGGACAGUGACAAAAUCAUCUACUCCCACUUCACCUGCGCCACCGACACCGAGAACAUCCGCUUCGUGUUCGCCGCCGUCAAAGACACCAUCCUGCAGCUCAACCUCAAGGAGUACAACCUGGUCUAGACUCACGCACACGCUCCAAACCAAGUCGCAAACCCAGUCAAAUGGUCCGCCAGUGUUCAUUCAUUUGCCAUUUGUUGAUCUGAGGAGUUAGUGAAAGCGUUGGGGAGGUUUAAACACGCAGGUCCGACCCUCUCUUUUGGGGUUUUCGAAGUUACGUUUCGGGUUAAUUUCACCUGUGCACCCGAGGGACCCAAGAGCGGAACGUCUGGCUCCUCCCCCCUCUUUUUUAUAAGUCCUUCCUGUGUACCAACUCCCCCCUAAUGGACUGAUUGGAAAGUCGAUAAUUACUAGGCAUAAACUGUGAUUUUUAAAUUAUUUCUUAAUGAUUUCUUCUUGAUUAAUUCAUUGAUUGAUUUCUGAACUUUGGUACAUCUGUUUCGUGGCGCCUCGAAGCACACGGCUGAGGCGAGACUAGUUUAGGAGUAAGAGUCCAACACUAAAACUAGUGCUAACUGCUAACUGCUAACUGACUGAAAGGCAGUGUUUAUUUAUGAACAGUGGUGUACAAUUGUUUAACUGUGCCACAUAUUGCUUUUUAUUCUGGUAGUAUGUAUAUUUAUUGCCAAUGCCAAAAUGUCAGACUCCACUUUUGCGCUGUUUACUACUUUUAAAAGUAUUUACGAGAAACAUGCAGGGCUAGUCGACCGCAAAGAGCGAUUUUUAUGUUCGACUUGAAGGGACUAUCCACGCGAGCUACAAUUUUUUUAAGUAUUUGCGAAAAAGUAUUCUAUUUUAUUCAACCAAUCAGUCGUGAACAUUGCGUAGCCCCUCCCAUCCUUUUUCCGAACACUACACUUAAAGAUGCACCAUGGAACUUUUCUAGCAGAGGCGGAGAAGUUAGAGCUUUGUUUUUGUCCUUAAAAACUGUAUUGAAAAACAUGGAUUCUCACUGGUAGCGUGGUCACCUCUCCACAGAUCUGACAAGUAACCAAGCACCGUGUUUUCUAGACUAUAAGUCGCUCCGGAGUAAAAGUCGCACCAGCCAAAAAAUUUAUAAGGAAGAAGAAAAAAACAUAUAUAAGUCGCAUUUUGGGGGGAAAUUUAUUUUAUGAAAUCAGAGACCAGGAACCCACAUUUCAUCUGGAAAGUCAAGUUAUCGUAAUAGUGAUAACAGAAUAGAGAAUAACAGGCUGAACAGGCGUCUGGUAUGUUAAUGCAACCAACCAAACUCUCCAUCUCACUCCAAAUCACUAAAUCUGUUGAAUUCUUCAUCCUCGGUGUCACUUCCGCAGCCACAUCUAUCUUUUAGCUUGCAAUUAGCUUUUUUUGUUUUCUUCAUUGCAGUUCGAGUAUCCUCCGCUUUUCACCAGUCCCUCACAUGUUUCUCGCUCACUCCAAACUUUCUUUCUGCUGCUCGAUUACCGUUUUCGGCUGCAGAUUUCACUACUUGCAGCUUGUAAUUUGCAGAAUAUGAUGUAACAGUUUAUCGCCGUGUGAUAAAAUAAGUUAUGAUGCUAAAUGAACAUUAGUGAGUGGAAUAUGUCUUGACCCGUAUGAGUUAAAUGCAGGUGAGUGCGUAAAUGACGAGAAGAAAUGCCUCAAACUUCAGUAUUCAGACAUCCACUCACACCUGAUCGAUACACCUAUCCCCGCCUCCGAGAGAGUCUGAAAUCUGCUGAAAUCCUCCAAGACACUGACAUGAUACAGGCAGGACAGCGGCUCUUUCUGCAGGAGACAUGCGCAGUAGAGCGAAAAGUGACAGUGGUACAAGAGGAAUAGGAGCAGCAGAUACUGACACACAAGACUAGAGCGCCCUCUCGUGGCUGUCAGGGUGGAAAAAACAAACAUGUGACAUUAUAUAUUUGAAUAUAUAAGUCGCACCUGAGUAUAAGUCACAGGAAACACCCAAGCCAUGAAAAGUGCUUCUUAUAGUCCAAAAAUACGGUAUUAAGGUUGGGGUUAAGUUUAAUUCCAUUCUGAGUAGUGUUCUGAAUAUCGCAGCACUAAAAUCUCAGACUCAGUUUUGAAACUUAGGCAACAGAAUGUGAUUUUUAACAAUAAACGGUAGUACUUUCUUUUGUAUUACCAUGUGGUCUUAUAUCUGUGUGAUUCCUCAGACCAGUACAUGUCCAUGGACCAAUAUGAAACCCACCUGGACGACUUUUUAAUCUUGUUCUAAACUUAAGUUCAUUUUAAAUCGAUUCAGGAAAGGUUCAUUUCUGUGAAUGCGACGUUUUUAGUAUCAACACCUGCUCAAAUGAAUAUCUAGUUUCAAUACCUGAUUUUAGAUCCUUUUGACAGCGAUAAUACUGAGGCAAAGCAGGUGGCGUACCCUUCCCGAGAAAAGUUCCACGGUGCAUCUUCAACGAUUGUGACUAAUUUGUACUUAAUCAAAAUGAGUUGUUUCAGUUUGUACCAAAGUAAGUCAAUGAUUUAAAACGGUUCACAUUGGCGACACAUAGUUUGAACACAAAAAGCCUGUAAUUUACAUUUAACUGAGGCAUAGUGCAAUUCUGAAUGCUAUAACCAUUGUACAUACAUCUCUAUAUAUGGCAGCAUCUUGUUGGCUUUGUAAUCAUAACUUUUUUGGCAGAUUUGAAUGUGCGGUAUUGAAAACUAUGUAUCUGUGUAAUUGUACUGUAUGUCUAACAGCUAAUUCAUUUUUGAGAGACGAAAAUGUUAUUGUUUUAUUUUCCUUUUUUAAGAGGAGAAUGUACAUUUUGUGUAAUAAUUUUUGUUUUUUUUCAAAUUUUUAUUUCAUAGCAAAAAGGAACAGCUUCAGAAACGCGAAAUGACAAAUUCUAAUCUUAACCACGUUGAAGUAUGCCAGUAUAGUAUCCUGUUUUGUUCAAUCGAUUUUUAUAUGAAAGUAAUCAUUACAAAGUGAAUCCAAUGGACAGGGCUCUUGUAGUGUUGUAGUUGUAAAGACAUUGUUUUUUAUUACACGGUUUAUUAAUGCUUUGCUGGAGCACUGCACAUUUUUGUACCUGCCCCACACGCCGCCAUUUUAGACCAGUCUGAACUCAUCUGUGCCACAAAGAAAACCCCAAAGUGCAGUUGUGACAAGUUCGAAACAGAUGAGCCAAUGAGGGGAGGCCUACACUGCAAACAAGAAUAUUCUAGAUUGGUUCAAAUGACCUGAAAUCUGCAUUAUAAUUCACAUUUCUUCUGGUUUAAUCCUGAUGAAGACUUCUCAAGGUGUUGUCCUAGUCCUGGUUUAGUUUUGAGUUCUGGUUUAGUCCAGGUUCUGGGUCUAGUCUAAACUUGUGGUGGUUUGAUCCUGGUCUAGUCCAGUUUUAGACCCAGUUUAGUCUCAGUUAGUGGUUUGGUCCUGGUUCAAAUCUCAGUUUAAUCUAAAUUUUGAGAAUCCUAAAUCCCAAAAAGUUGAAUUGACGGUGGAAAAAAACUCACAAAAUAAGAUUAUACUGAUAUGGUGCAACAUAAAACAAGGAAUAAUUAUAGUAAUAUUUUUAAAUGGUUUGGUCCUGGUUUAGUUCUGGGUCUAGUUCCUGUUUUGAUGUGGUGCAUGUGCAAGUGUGAUGCACCCUUAAUUUCAGCAGUUUUCAGUUUAAUUUAUUUUUGGACCUGGAAUAUUUGACUUAUUUCGAUGCUUACUUAAAUACAUACAUUAAAUACAUUAUUUACAGUCACAUUUUUUACUAACAAGAAGAUGGAAAAUUCUCACAUUUAGGCCUCAGUCGUUUCAGUAUUUCUACAGUUUGAGGUGACGAUAACCCUAAAACAUAAAAAUAUAAAUAUAUAAAAAGUCGACAGGUUAAAAAUUCCACGUCCAAACUACUCAAAUCGUUCUGAGACAUUUUGAACCAAGGCUCGAUAUUCCUUUUUUUUGCAGUGUACGGCUCCCCAGAAGGGACAAGUCUCAUGUCGACCACAAAUGUCCAAACGAAAUGAAAACCAAAUGUGUUCGCUUUAGCCUAGCGUCAUAACCCUCUGGUCUGUUUUCCCUUUCUUCUGUGAUUCAAUCGAUUCAAAAAUAAAAGAGUAUUUUAUUUCACUUGACAAAGAAAUAGUGACUUUAAAUAAAUGCAUCAUGUCGUCUUU
Molecule: messenger RNA, 5966 nt
Organism: Boleophthalmus pectinirostris (great blue-spotted mudskipper)
Lineage: Eukaryota; Metazoa; Chordata; Actinopteri; Gobiiformes; Gobiidae
Product: guanine nucleotide-binding protein G(q) subunit alpha
Exons: 7
Coding region: 885-1964 (359 amino acids)
Biological process (GO): adenylate cyclase-modulating G protein-coupled receptor signaling pathway; action potential; phospholipase C-activating dopamine receptor signaling pathway
Cellular component (GO): heterotrimeric G-protein complex
Molecular function (GO): G protein-coupled receptor binding; GTPase activity; GTPase activator activity
Source: RefSeq, a predicted model, not a curated record